This is a messenger RNA of Cuculus canorus (common cuckoo), 11147 nucleotides long. RefSeq names its product LDL receptor related protein 5 (gene LRP5). The record is from RefSeq and is a predicted model, not a curated record. Gene Ontology annotation, molecular function: Wnt-protein binding; Wnt receptor activity. Gene Ontology annotation, biological process: canonical Wnt signaling pathway. Lineage: Eukaryota; Metazoa; Chordata; Aves; Cuculiformes; Cuculidae.
CCUCCUCGCCGAGCGCGGCGCCGCGAGCAUGGAGCCCGCCUGAGACGCGCUGCGAGCGGCUGCUGCGGCGGCACAACAUGGAGGCGCCGCCGCUGGCGCUGCUGCUGCUGCGGCUGCUGGCCGCCUCGCUGCUGCGCUGCGGGCCGGGCGCGGCCGCGGCAUCUCCCUUUCUGCUUUUUGCCAACCGACGGGAUGUUCGACUUGUGGAUGCUGGAGGCACGAAGCUGGAAUCCACUGUGGUGGUCAGUGGUUUAGAGGAUGCUGCUGCGGUUGACUUCCAGUAUUCACAAGGCAUCGUUUUUUGGACAGAUGUGAGUGAAGAAGCCAUCAAGCAAACUUACAUUAACCAAACUGGGAAUGUGGUGCAGAAUGUCAUCAUUUCUGGUCUGGUUUCCCCGGAUGGCCUGGCAUGUGAUUGGAUUGGGAAAAAACUUUACUGGACGGAUUCAGAAACCAAUAGGAUAGAAGUAGCUAAUCUCAAUGGAACAUCUAGAAAAGUCCUCUUCUGGCAAGACCUUGAUCAGCCCAGGGCAAUAGCUUUGGAUCCUGCUCAUGGAUACAUGUAUUGGACUGAUUGGGGUGAGACACCCAGAAUAGAACGGGCAGGAAUGGACAGCAGCACACGAAAAAUAAUUGUUGAUUCAGAUAUUUAUUGGCCAAAUGGACUUACGAUAGAUCUUGAUGAGCAGAAGCUUUACUGGGCUGAUGCAAAACUGAGUUUCAUUCAUAGAGCAAAUCUGGAUGGUUCCUUUAGGCAAAAAGUUGUUGAAGGUAGUCUUACUCAUCCGUUUGCACUGACAUUGUCUGGGGACACUUUGUAUUGGACGGACUGGCAAACACGCUCCAUUCAUGCCUGUAACAAAAGGACGGGAGAGAAAAGGAGAGAAAUAUUGUCUGCCCUAUAUUCUCCAAUGGACAUCCAGGUCUUUAGUCCAGACCGGCAGCCAUACUAUCACACUCCAUGUGAAGAAAACAAUGGUGGUUGCUCCCAUCUAUGCUUGCUCUCUCCAAGAGACCCUUUCUACAGCUGUGCAUGUCCCACUGGUGUGCAGUUAGAAGAUGAUGGCAGGACAUGCAAAUCAGGAGCUGAAGAAGUCUUGCUGCUUGCUAGAAGGACUGACUUGAGGAGGAUUUCCCUGGACAUGCCAGAUUUCACUGACAUUAUUCUGCAGAUAGACAAUAUUAGACACGCAAUUGCCAUAGACUAUGAUCCUGUGGAAGGCUACAUAUAUUGGACUGAUGAUGAUGUUCGGGCAAUUCGUCGGGCCUACUUUGAUGGCUCUGGAGCACAGACUCUGGUAACCACAGAAAUCAACCAUCCAGAUGGCAUUGCUGUGGAUUGGGUGGCAAGGAAUCUGUACUGGACUGAUACUGGAACAGAUCGCAUUGAAGUGACCCGGUUGAAUGGGACCUCAAGAAAGAUCCUUGUCUCUGAAAACCUAGAUGAACCUCGAGCAAUAGUGCUCAAUCCUGUAAUGGGCUACAUGUAUUGGACGGACUGGGGUGAAAGUCCAAAGAUCGAAUGUGCUUAUUUGGAUGGCUCAGAAAGGCGGGUUCUAGUGAAUACGUCCCUAGGUUGGCCUAAUGGCUUGGCACUGGAUAUUGAAAAAGACAAGCUUUACUGGGGAGAUGCAAAAACAGAUAAAAUUGAGGUCAUAAAUGUUGAUGGAACAAUGAGGAAAACCCUCCUAGAAGAUAAGCUUCCACAUAUAUUUGGGUUCACACUGCUGGGAGAUUACAUCUACUGGACUGACUGGCAGAGACGAAGCAUUGAAAGAGUUCACAAGAUAAAGGCUAGCAGAGACAUCAUUAUUGAUCAGCUACCAGAUUUAAUGGGCCUUAAAGCAACAAGUGUUACAAAAGUGUUUGGAACUAAUUCAUGUGCAGAAAACAACGGAGGCUGCAGCCAUCUAUGUUUCUUUACACCUCAGGAGAUCAAAUGUGCCUGUCCCAUUGGCCUUGAGCUGUUGAGUGACAUGAAGACUUGCAUCAUUCCUGAAGCCUUCUUAGUUUUCACAAGCAGAGCAGCAAUUCAUAGGAUUUCCCUUGAAACCAAUAAUAAUGAUGUUGCUAUUCCUCUUACUGGAGUCAAGGAAGCAUCUGCUCUGGAUUUUGAUGUCUCUGAUAACAGAAUCUAUUGGACUGAUGUUAGUUUGAAGACCAUAAGCCGAGCUUUCAUGAAUGGCAGCUCUGUUGAACAUGUGGUUGAGUUUGGGCUAGAUUAUCCUGAGGGAAUGGCUGUAGACUGGAUGGGAAAGAACCUCUACUGGGCAGAUACUGGAACAAAUCGCAUUGAAGUAGCCCGCCUGGAUGGACAGUAUAGGCAGGUCCUUGUAUGGAAGGACUUGGACAACCCAAGGUCUCUGGCUCUUGAUCCUACCAAAGGAUACAUGUACUGGACUGAAUGGGGAGGUAAACCUAGGAUUGUUCGAGCAUAUAUGGAUGGAACAAACAGCAUCACUUUAGUGGAUAAAGUGGGUCGUGCCAAUGACCUCACUAUCGAUUAUGCAGACCAAAGGCUGUAUUGGACUGACCUAGACACAAGCAUGAUUGAAUCAUCAAAUAUGCUAGGGCAAGAACGAGAAAUCAUAGCAGAUGAUCUACCUCAUCCGUUCGGAUUAACCCAAUACAGUGACUACAUCUACUGGACAGACUGGAAUCUUCACAGCAUAGAAAGAGCAGACAAAACCAGUGGAAAGAACAGGACACUUAUUCAGGGCCAUCUGGAUUUUGUGAUGGAUAUAUUAGUCUUCCACUCUUCACGUCAGGAUGGCUUGAAUGAUUGUGUGCAAAAUAAUGGCCACUGUGGUCACUUGUGCCUCGCCAUACCAAAUGGAUUUAGGUGUGGCUGUGCUGCUCAUUACGCCUUGGAUCCCAACAGCGGGAACUGUAGUUCCCCUGCCAGCUUCCUGUUGUUCAGCCAGAAAUCCGCAAUCAGCCGGAUGGUACCAGAUGAUCAGCAAAGCCCAGAUAUCAUCCUGCCUAUGCAUGGUCUAAGGAAUGUCAAGGCUAUUGAUUAUGAUCCCUUAGAUAAAUUAAUCUACUGGGUGGAUGGACGUCAGAAUAUAAUAAAGAGAGCCAAAGAUGAUGGCACCCAGCCUUUCACUGUCAUGGGUACUCCAAACCAAAGCCAGAACCCAGAGAAGCAGCCACAUGACCUCAGCAUUGAUAUAUACAGCCAUACCUUGUACUGGACCUGUGAGGCCACAAAUUCAGUCAAUGUCCACAGGCUGAACGGCGAGUCAAUUGGAAUGGUGCUGCGAGGGGAUCACGACAAGCCCAGAGCCAUUGUAGUGAACGCAGAGCGAGGGUACAUGUACUUCACCAACAUGCAAGAGCGAGCUCCUAAGAUUGAGCGUGCAGCACUUGAUGGCACAGAGAGAGAAGUGCUUUUUACAACUGGGUUGAUCCGACCAGUAGCACUGGUGAUUGACAACAAACUUGGAAAGCUUUUCUGGGUGGAUGCAGAUCUGAAGCGCAUUGAAAGCUGUGACUUGUCAGGUGCUAACCGCGUGACUCUGGAGGACUCCAACAUCCUUCAGCCCAUGGGACUCACUGUGCUGGGGAAUCACUUGUAUUGGAUUGAUCGUCAGCAGCAGAUGAUUGAGAGAGUUGAGAAAAUGAACGGGUACAAAAGGACUAGAAUUCAGGGCCGAAUUGCUCACCUAACAGGCAUUCAUGCGGUAGAAGAGCUUGAUAUGGAGGAAUUCUCUGUGCAUCCAUGCUCCCGUGACAAUGGUGGGUGUUCACACAUCUGCAUUGCCAAAGGGGAUGGCACUCCGAGAUGUUCAUGCCCUGAGCACCUUGUGCUUCUACAGAAUCUCUUAACAUGUGGAGAACCUCCAACUUGUUCCCCAGACCAGUUUACCUGUGCAACUGGAGAGAUUGACUGUAUCCCAAUGGCGUGGCGGUGUGAUGGAUUUCCGGAGUGUGAUGACCAAAGUGAUGAAGAUAAUUGCCCCAUAUGCUCUGCAUCCCAGUUCCAGUGUGAGAAAGGACAGUGUAUCGAUGCACACUUGCGGUGUAAUGGAGAAAUUGACUGCCAAGAUAAGUCUGAUGAAGCGGAUUGUGAUGCACUUUGUCUACCCAAUCAGUUCCGGUGUGCAAGCGGCCAGUGCAUCCUCGUGAAGCAACAGUGUGACUCCUUUCCAGAUUGCAUUGAUGGUUCUGAUGAGCUUAUGUGUGAAAAAUCAAAGCCAGCUUCAGAUGAGUCACAGCCACACAGUAGUGCCAUCGGUCCUGUCAUCGGUAUAAUACUGUCACUUUUUGUCAUGGGAGGAAUGUACUUUGUUUGCCAGCGAGUGGUGUGUCAGCGCUAUACUGGGCCCAAUAGUCCUUUUCCACAUGAGUAUGUCAGUGGCACCCCUCACGUCCCUCUUAAUUUUAUUGCUCCAGGAAGUUCUCAGCAUGGCACUUUUACUGGCAUCUCUUGUGGAAAGUCCAUGAUUAGCUCUAUGAGUCUCGUGGGAGGAAGCAGUGGUGCCCCCUUAUAUGACAGAAACCAUGUUACGGGGGCCUCCUCAAGUAGCUCAUCCAGCACUAAAGCCACUUUCUACCCACAGAUUUUGAACCCACCGCCUUCCCCAGCUACCGAUCGCUCCCUGUAUAAUGCAGAGAUGUUUAUUCCUCAAACCAUUCCUUCAACCACAAGAUCUUACAGGCCAUACCUUAUCCGUGGGAUAGCUCCACCCACAACCCCAUGCAGCACAGAUGUUUGUGACAGUGACUAUACUACUAGUCGAUGGAAGGCAAACAAAUACUAUAUAGAUUUAAAUUCAGACUCAGACCCUUAUCCCCCUCCACCCACACCUCGCAGUCAGUACAUGUCGGCGGAAGAAAGUUGCCCUCCAUCUCCUGCCACGGAACGAAGCUAUUUUCACCUCUAUCCCCCUCCACCCUCUCCUUGUACAGACUCCUCAUGACCUCAACAGAAGGAACUUUUCCUGUAAAUAUUUUAAAAUAUGAACAGAUUUAAAAUAUAUUAUUUUAUGAUUUAAAAAUAAAUCGGGGUGGGAAUUAAGAAAAAAAGAAAUGUGAAUAAUAAUGGGUGGGACAGGGUGGGGCUGUGAAAAUUGUACAGAGGAAGACUAUUUAUAAAAUUAAUUUUUUUAACUUAAUUUUCAUUCUUUUGUGCCAUAUUUGCCUUUUCAGGUCAUAAAAAUGACUUGAUCUCCAAAGGAUUUGGGGAGGGAAUGUUUAGCCUUUUUUAUGUCACCUUUUUACAUGCAAGGUGUGUGUAUUCUUUUUUAUUAAUGCGAGAUAAGAAAGCGAGAGCAGCUCAUGGGAGGAAGAAUCUAAAGAAAGAUGUAAGUUUAUUACCAGAGAAGAAAGACACAUUUAAAUAGAAUUGUCAGUAUCUUAUCCCUUCACCACCCCUAGGAGAAAACAUGCAAAGAUCACAACCCUUAGAUACUCCUGUUUGCAAGGUAGCUGAAUGCUUUCCAGCAGAAUGUGGAAUGCAUGUCCAUAUGCCCCACUUCAUGUCAAUGCCACUCUGCACAUGGCCAAUUUGGGAACUGCUUCAAGCUAAAAAAGAUAACAGUCUUCUGGUUAGCAGAAGCAGUUGUGUGGACCAGUGGGUGAGAGCAAAGGGCAAGUUUAAAGUGCUAUUUAGCUAAGAAAAAUGCUUGACAAACUCUCGAUCUGGUCAGACUCACCAUUUUAAGCGUGAUGAAACCAAGCUCCUUCACCCAUCCUGGUGAGGCUUUGGUGACUCAUAAGCAAGAGGCGUAAUAGUCAGCUGCUUCUCAAAAUACAGUGCUAGUUUUCUUUUACCCAGAUGUCCAGUAAUUCACUGUAACAAGUCUCCGGAGAUGUUCACCUGUGUAAGCUCAACCAGAGAAUUGCUUCAUCUCUAAUGUUCAUUUUCCAAAGUAGAAUGAUAUGGUCACUUGCAUUCAUUUAAAUGUGGAAAGGUGCCUGAGUUUUAGGAAAUGGUAUCUGUGUAGCUCAAAACAAAAACAUCUGCCAUACAAACAGAUCUUAUAAAUCUUUGCCACAAAACUAGUUCAGGUUGAGAAACAAACGAAAAAGCAUGGAGGAGAAAGGACAGGAGGCAGGUACUUCUAAUUGUGUUGAAAUAAAAAAAGAUAAACUACCUUAAAACCUGCUGUAAUCUAAGGACAUAGUGAUCAACAAAGUGCUCAUAUUACCAUAUUACCAUAUGUGAGGGAGACAUCUAAGGGAAGUUCUGAAUAUGCAGACUCACAUCUUUUUUUGCAGCUGCUGAAUAACAGAUAUGGUGGGCCUUUGACAGCCUUAAUAUUGUUGGCAACAAUGAAAACAUUUUUCUUGUUAGACUUAAAAUUUUACUUGGGUUUGGGUCUUUUUAGCAAGUUAUUUGAGUGCGCAUCAGAGGAACCAUACCAUUGUGGUGGUGGAGGGGCUGACACCACGGUGUUCUAAUCUAGUAUAUGUUUUCAGAUUUAUUAGUCCAGAUCUGUUCUUCUUAUCUUUGUACAAGGAUAGGAUUUGUGCUCUCACGGGUGAGUUACUAAAACUCAUAGAGAAGCUUUUACUAUCUUCAAGUCUAAAUUUUCUGUUGAGAGAUUGAGCACAAAGAAGUUGCCCACCAUUUUUCAUGGAGAAAAGUACAGAAUUGGAGAAUACAGCAUUGGAGUUUAAGACUGUUUUCUUUCCCCAUCCCCUAUCAACAUUAGUAAUUCUGUACUAUGCCAAGAGGGCAAGGUAAUACUUUUGUGUUAAUGAUUUGGUGAAACAAAGCAAUUCUUAUGUGAUAAUGUUUUAGUGGACUAAAUUGGGAAUACAGAUCCAUAUUUUAUGUACCACAUCGAUCCUAUGAAGGAGUACUUGUUCUGCAUUACAGCAGUCAGUAUUCCAGUUUCAUAUCAUAUGUAAUUUUGUGCAUGAUAACUAUUCACUAUGAAUUCAUUACUUCAGUUGUUUCAUGUUACAGUUCUAGCUUAGAGACAUACUACAUAAAUUUUUCUGUGUUCCUGUAAUAACACUGGAUGCAAAAGUACAUUUUUUUUUUCUUAAACCACUGAUCUUUUCAGAGAGCCACAACUGUAACGGUCCUAACCACUUUAUCUCAAGACUUGUAUCCUAUUAUAAAGUUUGGCAACGAGUCCAAGAAAAUCAGCAUUCUUGCUGAGAGCUAAACAGUCUUAAGAGUUAAAUUCUUUUGGAGCUUAGGUAUUCAGAAGGAAGGAAGCAUUUGCUGAGCGAGGUGACUUAAACAUACAUUUGAUUUCAGUUGGACAUUCAUAGCCUUUGCUGCUGACAUUGCCUAAGAAAUUGCCUCCUCUGAGGCACUCGAAUCUAAGCCCCACACUACUCCAUAAUAUUUACUUUAAAAGCCUUUUCUAAAAAGAAUUUGUACACAAAUUUAGCAUCUUAACAUUUAGAUACUAAUUUUUUUUUUAUUGCUGUAGACUGUAUACUUUAAGAAGAUUACUGCAGUCCUGGUGUUAGAAAGAUCAGAAAAAUGUGAGUGACGGGAGCUACUUCUCUCUGGAAACAUCCUCACUGUCCUCUUAGUGGCUUCCAAUCCUGUGAAACUUUCACAUUAUAACAUGGAAAACAGGUGCUAUUCUCUUCUAGAUCAAGUUGAGAGAAAGAGUUGCAGGGAGUUAGUGAAUGCAUAUGACAAGUUGUGGCAGUUCAGGGCUGAAGAGGAAAUAAGUGGGGAAAAGUUGUAUUUUGGUGAGGUUUAAGCAGAGUUUUAAUAGUGCAAAAGUUUUCUAUGAGAAAGAUGACUGAAGUAAAAGACUUCUCCCCUGUGAACCUGCAAGGAGAUACAUGUGAUUGGACUCCCUGUGAGAGCUUGUGAGUACUUUCAGCCACUAUUUUCCAAGCCUGUUGUGACUGCAUUUUAGCACUUGAAACAUUUCAGGGUGUAUUACAAAACCAGGACUGGAAAGCAGCUAAUAAUGGACAAAUUAUGAUUGAUUCUGUUUUAAAUUUAAAGGGCAGAUGUCCUAGCAGAGAGCAGCUUACCUGCCUUCCAGUGCAGUCAUGGAAGCAGCUACUCAAGUCAUCUUCUCUUUUGUAGGAUUUGUCAUGAUCUUCAACAGUGAAGUAUUCGUCCAUUUCAAACAAAAAUUUUGUAUAAAUUAUAGCUUGACUAUACUUCAGCUAGACUGGUCCACAGCUACUGCCCCCUGAAACUUGAAAUGGAGGUAAUUAAUUUUUCCUUAUUGCUGCAUGGUUUUGAGGAAUUUUUGUUAGCACCAUCCCAACUGGUUCAGUUUUCUUCUGUCUUGAGAGAUCACUAAAGAGUAAGUACUAAGAUUAAGCUAAAUGUAUAACAAAAAAUGCUUUCUUUAGGAUAGUGUCAUAGUACAAAAUGUCUAAAACAAGGCUGUGCCGUUAUCUGCAUGUUCUAAAGAUGAAGGCAGAAAUGAGUAGAAACAAGUUUCUUCUUUUGGAAUAAUGUGUUUGAUUUUCAGUAAUAAACCUUGAUAUAUCUGGUUUGCAAAGGGUGCAAGGACUUUCCUGAAAGUUCUGAUUCUUUCGAAAUAAUUGUAAAAGGAUCUCUUCCCUCAACAUUUGUUCUAUGACACCUAGGUUGGGCCUUCUGGAAACAUCUAUGUCCAUUUAUCCUAGAUCUGUUUUCCAUCUGAUAUAGGAUUCAUCAUGUUCUCCCCAUUUUCAUGCCACUGGUGCCACUUGAAUUCUAGGGCUUUUGAAAUUCUGAAGCUCUGUGCACAAUAGUAAAAAAAGGAUUUGGAAGCAGGAGCACUCUGUAAAGGCUCUUCACAGUGGACCGGUUCGCCAGUCACAAGGAUGUUUCUUCAUUGCUUGUAGGGUUAGAUUCCUUUGCUAGGGAGAGCUCCUGUGCUGCCUUACAUCAUUUCAUCAGAGCCUCUGGAGCACACUUUACAAGUGUGGUCAGUGAGACUUCACACAAGUUGUGUAUCCUGUUUGCUUCAAGUGUUUUCUGAAGCAGAUCUUUUCUAUGUCAGUCAUUUUGUUGGAGUAUAUUUUGAGUCAGUCCAAAUGAAUAGCUGUGCUUAUAAUUCUACUGCAAGCGAUAUACAUUAAUGUCAGAACAUGAAAACAGAAUGCAAGCACGUUCCAAAUAAUUAAUAAUUCUCAAGAGUGCCUGACAUGCAGCCCUGAAUUAGAAGUGACAUAUUUGCUGUUAUGGUGCUGAAGGACAUUUUGUCUUUGGACAAAGCCUUAGACAAGCCACAGUCAAAGAUGAUAGUCAUUUACAGAUCUGUUAUUCAGUUGUUUCUAUGUUUUUAUUAAGACUCCGUUAAGAAUUAUGAGUGAUGCUCUCACCAUAAAUUUGGCUUAUCUGUAGAAGACUCGGGAAAGGUUGAAUCCUGAAUUCUGAGAGGUGUCUGCUGGUUCUGCUGCUGUUCCCUUAGGUAUUGCAACGCUUUCUGUUCAUCAUUAAAUGUAAAAACCUUUUUCUUCAGCAACUGUAAGUUUAGCUAAACAGCUUAAGGUAUUUACUACAGAUUAAAAGAAAUAUUAAUAUACCUAGAUAUUUUCAAUCCUGUCAUGUCUUCUAGCUCUCCUUCCUGAGAAAACUUAGUCUAAGUUUUGUAAAGGGUAUUUUUCAUUAAUUUGUUUAUUUUGAGGUUGGCCAACUAUGCUGAGGGCCUUUUCUUGUUAGACUUUCCCUCCCUGGAGUGGAAAAAAAGAAAAAUCAGUUUUAAAUCAAUGUUAAGCCUGCUGGUAGGAAUGAUGGAUACAAAUGGCUGAUACAAAUGGCUUCCGCAUUCCACAACAAAAUCCUUCAAAAUGUCAUGUCCUGACAUACUGACAGUGCUCCCAGCCACCUGUGACAGUGAGCUGCAACAUCCUGGCUGUUCCCAGCAUGAGCCACAGCCCUUGUUGCAGGGUUCUCUCCAGCCAACACAGAAUCCAGGUGGAUGGAAGAUCACAAUGGCAAUUCCUAAAUGGGUCAUUUUAUAUUGACAAAAUACAUGCGGAGUAUGUGCUUAGAAGGACUUAUCAGAGAAGGGAUGCAAGUUUGACAGCUACAUUAAAUGACAGACUAAUUCACCAGCAUUAACAUCUUCAAAAAGCAAGUACUCCCACUGACACACCUUUCUCUAAAUAAUGUGAUAGCGUUCCCAGGGUAGCUGUGUUUGACAAAGAGAGAUCCUGCAGUGUGUAAAUAAAUACAAAAGUAUUUUGGUUGCAACUACAAACACAAUAGCUGUAAAUGGAAUUCAUCAGCCUCAGUGGGAGUACUGCUGUGCUGUUAUGCAUGAAAUUUGGAAGGUAUCAUAGAUGAAACUCUAACCUAGACUGCUUUUUUACUUACCUAAUCAUAUCACAAUUGCUGCUAUUGUAAAUGUACAUGAAUAUACAAAGAGCACUAAUAAUUUUUAUGAUCAAACCCCCACGUUCUUUUUUAUACUUAUAUUAAUGUGUAUUCUGUAAACAACCUAAUAAUUACAACUUUGUACGUGUAUCAUUUUGUAGCAUUUGUUACUACAAAAGAUGACCAAACCCCAUACUUAAGUGCCUUGCAUAUUUUAAACACCUCAGCGCAUUAAAUGGGAGAAAAAAAGUAAAACAUUAAAUCACAACUGCCCACAGAGUUGUGUGUAGAUUGUACUCCUUUUAACAAAGCUUUGGGUCAUUAUUAGGGUUUUCUUCAGUUGAAAUACAUAUAUCCGCUAGUUGUGGAACUAACUGAAAGCUGCCAACUUCUGAAUUUUUUAGAGCAUGCAUGUCUUUUAUUUGUAAUAUAUUGAAAUUUCUCUCAAAUGCAUUAUUUCAAGUGAGCUUUGAUUUAUAUAUUCAAAUCCAUUUCAACAGAAAUCUCAAUAUCUGUCAGAAAUGCUUAAAUUUUUUUUAAAAACUGAUGCUUAUGUAUUUGGAGAUUGACACUGUUUUCAGAUUGUCACUGCAGUACUUUUCAUUAGAGCCAUAAAAACUUCAUUGCAUCCAGAGAGUCUUUACCAAGCAUGGCCUUCUAGCAUACAAAUGAACUUGGUAAUACUGUAUUAAGAAAAACUACUUUGAGGCUUUCAUCACUUCAUACCAUUAUACGUUAACGUUUUCUGACCAUGAAGCUGCAAUGUUUCUUCAUGUUAACAAAACCAAAGUUUUGUUUGAAGUAACUAGUAUUUUGUAUAAAUAUCUGUACAGAUAACAGACUCUGCAUUUGUACUAUAGAUUAUGUGGAUUUUGUUUUAUAAUAAAUAUUAUAAAAUAUU